GGGGCCGUGCCGAGCCGUGCCGAGCCGUGCGGGGCCGCGCCGGGUGAUGUCAGGCUCGAGGAGGAGCCUCGGCCGCCUGCCCUUUUACUUUCGGCCGCCGGCACUUGGCCGCAAGCUGCCGCCGCCGCUGGCCGACCCCCCCCUUACCCCCCCACCCCCGGCGCUAUGGGCACCCCCACACCGGCCUGGCUCGUCCCCCGGCGGGCAUGUGAGCCCCCCUUCGUCCUCCUCCUCCUCCUCUUCCUCCCCGUCCCGUCCCCAGCGCCAUGCCGGCAGCCUGCACCCUGCUGGUGCUGCUGGGGCUGGGGCUGGCCCCGCCGGCCGGGUCGCUGCCCCUCGCACCCCCUCCUCCCCGGCGCCUUCCUCCUCCUCCUCCUCCUCCUCCACCUCCUCUUCCAUCGCCCCGCAGCCGCCUCGGCCGCCCCUGCUCGCCGCCCGCCGCGGGACACGCCGGCCGCCCCGUCAUUGACAGCCAUCAGGCAAGGAGAAGUUCGGACACGGCAAUGAGGACUUCCAGCUCUCUCGUGGGUGACAUGGAGCUUGUAACGAUGCUGGCCAGCAGCCGGGAGCCAGGGGCAGACCAUUUCAGGACCCCCACCAGCACUGGGGCUUUCCCCCUGCCAGGAGCAGGGGGCACAGCGAGCAGCCCCCCUCCCGCUGCUGGAAGCCUGGUGAGAGGCAAGAGGGCGCUGGCUUCUCCUGGAGACCCUGCAGACACAGAGACGAUGCUGACAGCGGGGCCAGCCUGGUCCUCAUCCCCAGCUUCGUGGGCCCACAGGGUGCUCCCCAGCACCCCCGUGCCUGGCUCCCCGGCACAGCCCUCAUCCUCCCACCCAUCACUCAGCACCCAGCCUGGUGUGAGCAGUGCCACGCUGCACUCUGAGGAUGCCACAGGAAACUCUGCAAGCCCUGCACUUACAGCAUUGCCUGCCUCUGAAAACACUUCCAGAGCCGCUGGAAGCAGCUACCAGCCGUCCAACAGCUCAGCAGCAGAGAAGAGAAUUUGGGGGUUUCACACCACCAGCACCUUCAUGUCCACGACAGCCACCAGAGGUGCCGGGAGGACGUUACGGUCUCUGCCAGCCAGCACCAGACUGGCACAUGCAGCAGAGAUUUCCACCUCUGGUACAGAAACCAUCUCCUCUCCAGACCAGACCCGGUCCCCUGGGCCAUCUGUGGGAGCAGAAGCUGGUGGUGGCACGGAUGCCAUCGUACCCUCCACAGCCCCGCAGCUCGCCCACUCAUCAUCUGCCUCGGACAGUGCUGCCACGUCUUUUCACAGCAGUCAUGGACCCAAGAGCAUCCCAGUCACAGGAGAGGCAAUGCUGCACUCAGAAGUGUCCUCCGUGCUCACCAGUGUGGCUGUGGGGACACCAGGGUCCCCCUCGAGCUCUGCCACCAGCACUGACUCCACCAGCAGUUUGGGACAAACCUUGUCUUCCUCGGUGGCCAAGGCACACCAAACUGAUGGCUGGCAGGGAGACACAGACCUCACUGAGCAUCCCCAGGAGCUCAGCAGCUUGCUGUCUGCCUCUGCACAUGUUUUUACAGGUAUCAGAAGCAGCCGCCAACCAACUGACACAUCGACGGCGGAGAAAGAAACCUCAGCUUCCUUUACCACCAGUGCUUACGUUUCAGCCACCGCCACCGGCAGCGGAGGGAGGCCACCAAGGUCUGUCACAAACAGCAGCCACUGGGCGACAGAAGUCUCUGCUCCCAGCAGUGGCAUGUCCAGGACCUCGGGCACCAUCGGAUCCUCACCUGCCUCUUCUGUAAGAGCGACCUAUGGAGUGCAUGGGGCCAGAGAGACCACAGGUUUCAGCCAGCCUGUGGAAGACCCUUUGCUGCUACGCUCUCACUCUCCUGCAGAAGGUCCUACAGCUACUGGAAGCAGCCUUCCAUCAUUCAGCAUCCUGACAACGGAGGAGAGAACUGAUUUUGAUGCCACCAGCUCCUCCAUGUCCACAACAGCCACCAGAGGUGCCGGGAGGACGUUACGGUCUCUGCCAGCCAGCACCGGACUGGCACAUGCAGCAGAGAUUUCCACCUCUGGUACAGAAACCAUCUCCUCUCCAGACCAGACCCGGUCCCCUGGGCCAUCUGUGGGAGCAGAAGCUGGUGGUGGCACGGAUGCCAUUGUACCCUCCACAGCCCCACAGCUCGCCCGCUCAUCAUCUGCCUCGGGCAGUGCUGCCACAGCUGAAGGAGCUAUAACAUCAUCCAGGGGACGAAGCCUGCCUGAUACUCCUCUGACCAGCACGCCCAGCUCGGUGACAGCCACCAGCGGUGGGGAGAGGACCGUGGAGCCCAUGGUGGACACCAGCACAGGCGACUCUGCUCCUGCUUCAGCCAGCACCAGCUCCCUGGAUAUUGUCCUUCUGCUGUCUUCAGUGACAGAGCCCAGGAGGCAGAGAGAUAUUUCACAGACCAAUGCUGGCCUCGUUGAGCUUCCAACAAAGCCACUGCCUGUGUUUCCUCCUGGUGUUUCGGUGCCUUCAUCUUCACCAAGUGCUUCAGUUCCAGAGAGAGGGCAGUGGGUUUCUGGUGUUCCUACUGAGACCACGUAUGUCUUGACCGUGCUCUCCACCCGUGGGGAGGGGACAUCUCGGGACGAAGCUAACCGCAGCACAUGGAGCAUGGAAAUGGAAAGUCCCACAUCCCAUCCGGGCACAGCUGGGGAGCCCCACUCAGGCCCCCUCCCAUCCUUCCCAGCAUGGUCUGGAGGGGAACACGUCUCCUCUGACUAUGCAGGGUACACAGAGCCCAAGGUCACCCUUUCAUCCAGAGUCUCCACCUAUUUCUCAGCCUCCGGUGAACCUUCCACUGCGGGAAGCAGCCAUCGUUCCCCCAGCAGCUUGAGUACAGAGGAAGAGAUUUCCAGCUCCUACACCGAUGCCUCGCACCGUUCAGCCACGUUAGCUGGUGGAGAGGGGACACGGGUGACAAGCAGUGAUCUGGCCCAUAGCACAGAGAGCUCCGCUUCCUACACAGAGACCGCCAGCUUGUCAGAGCCGAUUUGGCCAGCAUCAGCAGACCAGAGCAGGACAGUCAAUGCCUCAGUUGGCAGCACAGGCUUCGCAACAGAGACUCUCUUCACACAUUCUUCUGAGAUAGCCACUGAUCCGUCUUUCCAAAAUGAUCUCACAAGUUUUUCAAGUAGCCAUCAGCCAGUCAGUAGCCUUGAUGCUGAGAAAAGGACCUCAGUUUCUCAUACGGAUGGCACGUACAUUUCAACCACGUACACCAGAGGAGGAGAAAGGACCCUCCUGUCUAUCUCAAAUAGCAGCACCUCUGCUGACUCCUCCGAAAGUUCCACCUUUUUUUCAGAAAUUUCCAACCCUGCUGACUCAUCAAAAUCUUCCGUGGCACAGGACAGGAGGAGCAAUGCAUCCAGCAAUGGCAGUUUUGUUGAACCAUCUACGGAGCCGUUGUUGGUGCACUCUUCCCAGCCAUUGACUUCUGCUUCUGUAGGCAACACACAAAAUACGACUCUCUUCGACACUGACUCCGAGGUGUUGCCCACUGGCAGAUCAUCUCUGUCUUCAUCAGCAUUUCCACCCUCUUCCUCAGCGUCACCACUGCAUCACUCGCUCACAUCAACACCACCACCAACUUACCUGUUGGCAACAUCAGAGCCAUCCGAGAUGCUCUCGUCCUCUGUGAUGGCAUCUUCAGCCCCUCUGCAGGCUUUGUCGUCCUCUUUGUCCACUUCCUCGCUGCUUUCGUCAUCGUAUUCAUUACCAUCGUUACUGCCUCUGUUUUCAUCACCAUCAUCCGUCUCACAGUCCGAUGACAGCAGUCGAAUAAGCACCCCCGUAGCUACGACUGCGGUCAGGCGGGUGCCCUCCACGGCCGCCGUGGCUGGCAGCUCACCCAGGGAGACCAGCAAGCACGGUGGUACUCGCCAGCCCCCAAACACCACCACCUUCACCCCCACCACGUCUCCCCCACUCCCCACGACGCCCAUGGAGCUGCUCGGUGGCCGCAUUGCAUCCACGCCUGCUCCCACGGUGGUAACGGAGAACACCUCACCGAGAGCCGCCACCUCCCAGGGGGGCACCGCUGGGAAGGCGCCGCCGCUGCUCACCACGGCCAGCGAAGCCCCACGGGCAGUGCUGACGGAUGCUCCCCUCAGCACCUCACCAAGUGCAACAAGCCACGGCGCCGUCGUCCCUGCAGUACCAUUAACCACGGUGAAACCCCUUGUGCUGACAACCCCGGCCAGCCGCCGGCCAACCCCGACUGAUGCUAGCACCACAAAACCUCACAGAACUCAAACGCCCGCUGCUACUAAACACGUUUAUACCCCUGGUGAAAGGACAGAAGCUACAGAUCUCACCACUUCGAUACCUAGUAAAGUCACCAAGGAAAACAUCCCUGCUACAAGUCCUCCUGAAAUCCCUCCAACCAUUAAGACCACUGUGAGCGUAAGAACUACUUUGGCUGCUACCAAACGCACAACCAUCCCUCCACCAAGUAGCACAGCUGGCGUGAGGACAUCUCCAGCAACAGAUGUGGAUAAAUGUCUUUCCAACCCUUGUCCCGCACUGGCUACCUGCAACAACACCCAAGGUUCCUAUGUCUGUCAGUGCCCUCUUGGAUAUGAGCUGGAAAAAGGAAAGUGCAAUUUGGUAAGAAUAUUCAUUGGCCAGGUCCCCCUGAAACCUAACGUGACCCACGGGAAAUAUGCAGAUCUCAAGCAACUGGAGGGUGAAAUCCUGGCGAUGCUGGAUGCCUCGCUGUCAGGCUUGCCUGGGUACCACCACUCCACAGUCAAAGCCACCAGGGAGACAAAUUUUGUGCAUGUUUCAGUGCAAUCCACGUUCUCUUUAGCAUCCAACGUGACUUUCUAUGACAUUGUCGGCAGCGUGCAAAGCUACAUUCGGGCUUGCAAAUCCCCCACUGAUUCCUGCCAGUUCAUCUCCAGCUUGAAACCACUCCACAGAGUUGGCAGCUUGUGCAAGCAGAAGGACCCCGAAUGUGACAAGGAGACUUCUGAGUGCACCGACUUCGAUGGGGUUGCGCUCUGCCAGUGCAAAAGCGGGUACUUCAAAUACAACAAGAUGGACCAUUCCUGCAGAGCCUGUGAAGAUGGAUAUAAGCUGGAAAACGAGACCUGUGUGAGCUGCCCCUUUGGCUUAGGCGGGUUCAACUGUGGAAACCCAUACCAGCUCAUCACUGUGGUGAUUGCGGCUGCAGGAGGGGGACUUCUGCUUAUCAUGGGCAUAGCGCUGAUUGUCACCUGCUGUCGAAAGAAUAAAAAUGACAUAAGUAAACUCAUUUUCAAGAGUGGGGAUUUCCAGAUGUCACCAUAUGCUGAAUAUCCAAAGAACCCCCGAGCACAAGAGUGGGGCAGAGAGACCAUCGAGAUGCAGGAGAACGGAAGCACCAAGAACCUAUUGCAGAUGACAGAUGUGUAUUACUCGCCAACUGGACUGAGAAAUCCUGAACUGGAAAGGAAUGGACUUUAUCCUCCCUACACUGGUUUGCCUGGAUCUCGACAUUCAUGCAUCUAUCCUGGACAAUACAAUCCAUCCUUCAUUAGUGAUGAAACCAGAAGAAGAGACUAUUUUUAGCAGGACAGAGAGGGAGUGGAAGACUGACGCAAAUUGGCCCUUGAUCCCCAGGUACAACGUGUCUCCUGGCAGUUCAGCCCACACCAAUCUUACUCUUCCCAUAUAACAGGAUGAUCUUUGAACUCCAUGCCAAGCAUUGCUGCCCUGAGGAAUGGUUACACUUGCUGAGCAGCAGCGAGGAAGAGGAGGAGGAGGGAAUGGCUCAAUGUGCACAUCAGUAAAAGACCCAAGUGGAAGCUCACGCGUGUACUCCGGUUUUGUUCUGUGCUGUUUCUUCACCCUUCACGCUACACGGCAAGCAUCGAUAAGUACAGGCAGAUGAACUGUUCCCAGCACCCAGUGAAUACCACUAGGGAGUGUUUUGUUUACAGAUCUUGUUCACUGUUGACUGUGCUUGUCUUCUUGGCUAACCUUCAUGCAAAGAUUCACCAUGUGACUGGUUUUGGUAGGGCAAGUUUGUCCACCCCCAUUUUCCCUUGCUGCAUUGCUUUUUGCAUCGUAUGUGACAGAAAAUUGACUUGUCCUCUGGCCUUGAUCUCCAUACUGGUAGAAGUUCUCCAAAUGGCCUGGGCCCUUACUGAAGGCUGGUGCUUGGCAGUGUUGGCUGAAUUCGUGGGUUGAUUGUCUCCAAGGAGUAGGGGAAAGUUAGUCAUACCACUGCAGUUCAAACUGAAAACAGGCACAGUUGAUUGUGUAGCUCUGAAAACUUACAUAUAUAGGGAAGAGUUGGUGUAUGUUGUCGUUCUGUCAGCCAGUGUGGUUCAGAAGUGGUGACACUACACAUCAUCACAGUGCUUCUGUGUAGGACCUUUUGAGGCUGUUUAUUUGCAGGGAUUUAAAGGCUUAUAAAAACAGCUAUGAAAUGUAAAAUUUUAUCACUUCGUUGCUCAUAAGGAAGAAAAACAUGAUCUGGGAAUUCACCGUGCCUCUUAUGUGGAACUCAAGGAAGGAGCAGUAAGGCUGUGUCUCUGGCUGGGUAGGCGGCACGUGAGUUCUGGGCAAUGUGGGUGGGACGUAGUUUUCAGCCCUCCACAGCCACCUUGACUUCAGGAGGAGCUAUAUCAAAAUAGGUCGAUUUCUUCUGUCCUAGUUUCGAGUGAUUCAAACCAGGCAGGUUUCCCCAUCUGGGCGUAAAUUCAUAUCAAGCACCUUGGCAAAAGCAGAAGAAUGUAAGUUAUUACAUUCCUCACCAAAGAUCAGAUCAAAAGUUUAUUGACUUUUUUUUCUUUACAGAGCAGGGUGUCAGAAGAGAUCUUAUUACUGAUGUAUAUUUCCCACUUAUCUUUACCACAGAGAUCUAAACCUAAAUCAUCGCAACCGCAGUGCCUCUGUAUGCCUCACCCCUUACCCACUACCAAUAACAGCCGUGUGAUCUUGCAGAAAAACAGAUCUUUCGGAUGCCUGGGGCAGCAUGCUGUGCACUGACGUCAUUUUAUGGUGACAAUGCAUGUGACUUAAUCCACAAUCAAACUUGCAGGUGGUAGUACACUGCUUAUCUCACAUGUAGGCAGGGAAUGGAUGCUUAUGCUGCCAAAGGAACUACAUUUAAGGAACACUCCAGUUGCAGUAUCCAAAAUAAUGUAACAAGUAAAACAAAAAUUAACCGUUCCCAGUGGUUUUGGUCUGCGAAUGACGCUCUUCUCCUUGUCACUAGCAGCCAACAUCUUAAUUUCACAGGGUCCACUGGAUGAUGUGAAGCAAGGGCUUGGCCCUGCUGUGCUCUGAGGUCCUUCAGAGGGUGUUGGUAGGGGUUGUUCUUGCAGGGGUGAGUAACGCCAACUCUAGUUUUGAGCAUGCCUAGGAUGGAUGGGACUGCCUCUCCCAUGGUAUGGAGGAGGGUUUUGUCCCUAUUACGGAUGAAAAUGGGGAAGCUGGGACUUUGUGCUGGAUCUAAAUCCAAAGUGUAUAGAUGAGCACUGGAAUCUGUCUCUGUCUACUAAAGAAGCUUAUCAAAAACUAAGCAGCAUGUCUCAGCAGUGAUGGUAGGAUUUAACUGCAUGCCAGCAUUUCCUCAGACAGGAAAGGGUUUAGGUAUUUACUUAUACAAGGUAUGUUUAAUCACUUGUUUAGUUUGAAGGCUGUGAAAUGUUCCUUUGUGUGACAGGUGCCAAGACAAAGUAUGAAAUACCAGCUCACAAAUGCAGAUUAAUCCUUCUGUAUAAAGUGUAACAUAUGGGUUAUAUGAGCAAAACUCCUGGUCUGUAUCAUCUCGCAGCAAUUUGCAAAUUGUCAGUGUCUCGGUAAACCCAGCAGGGUUUUCUAGGUGAGGACUGCAAAACCUGGCUCUUUUCCAAAAGAACAAACUUUGUUGCAGUGGAGUUUUGUCUCUGCCAGAACAGGUAAAUGUUGGGGAAAUUAUUAUGAAAUUAACCCGUUGCAGCUUCCUUUUAGUUUUGGUGAGAAAAAAGUCAGUGCUUAUCCCACAGGAAAAUGAAAGGGGUCUCUGCUGACCUGCCCCUGCCAAGACCUUUAUUGGUGUUCCAGGAGGGGAAGGAAGAGGAGAGGAUCUGGGGAGGUGACAGCCCCGAGGUCAGUGCAGGUGCUUACCCGCGUGGGGACCCAGGAAGUGUCAGCCAGCGCUGCCGCUCCCUGCGCUCCCCUCUGUCUGCACCCAAACCCCACCGGCUCCACAAAGGCAGAGAGGAUGGGUGGAGUGCAGCGUGUUUUGCCAUGGUUUGACAGUAGCUUUACUGCAAUUAAUUGGCAAUAAAUUACUACUGCGUCCCAGUAGCAAUGGGAUCUCCCAGCUGCGGCAAGGAUGUGACUUGUUUCCGUGCAGUGUGCCUCUGCUGAAACUGCCACCGGGAUCCUCUCCAUCUGCUUGUCUAGUUGCCAUCAACUAAGCACCCUUGGUAGUGGUUUUAGGUUUUGUUGAUCCUGCUGGAUAUAAGUCAGGUCUCCAUGCGCCCUAUCAGUCCCUCAAGUCCACCUUUGAAUAUGGAUAACUCUCCUAGGGUGCCUAAGUAAGUGCAGCUUGUUUCUCAGGCUAUUUAGAUUGCUUUUAGCUACCCCAAAUUGCAAAUUUGGAGCACACUGGAUGCUUUUGCCAAGGAUAAUUGCUUUCAACUAUCCAAAAGGAUAAGAUGGAAAUGGCACGUUUCUUGUAAGAAGACUGCAAGUGGCUCAGACAGAUGUGGGGAAAGGAAGUAAAGCCACACCAAUACUGCAUGGAAAUCUGCUCGUACUCCUGGCUGAUGUGUCCAGCUGAGCUGUCAGCAAGGGGCCACGGGCAGGUGUGUGGGAGUAGUUUUGAUCAGCUUUGGGGGGAAAAAAAGCUAAUUCUGUUGCUUGAAAGAGAAGGAUGUAGGAGGCAUAUGUUUGCUGCUAUAGUGCUCUGACAACUGUGUUGACAAAAGCCCCUUGCCUAGAGAAAUACCCCUGGCAGUCAGCCUAGGAGAGGCAGUCAGAAUGAACAGAGCAGUGAGAGGCAGGCUGGAGGGGUCAUUGGAAAGGGAUGCAGCAGCCUCCCUGUGUCCCUGUCCUGCACUGCUGCUCAUCCUGGCUGACCCUCCCAUGCUGCACUGGGAAAGCAGAGGGCUUUUGCACACUGUUGAAACCUUGAAGCACUGAAUUUAACUGGCAUAAGGAGUACAGGGAACAGGGAUAGUUUGAUGCCUUUUGCCCUCCACAUAUUUAUAUCCUUUAUAGUUUAAGCAAAAGACUGGCAAUUAAUCUCAUUGCUUUUUCAGCAUGUCCCAUAAAGUUCCUCUGUCACAGUCAUAUACAGAGACACUGCCUGUGACCUGCCUUCUAAAAAUGAUUUGUUUCCACAACGAGCAAUAGGGAAAAAAAAAAUCUAAAAAUAGCAAUAAAUUGUAUUUACUGAGAGGUGUUUGUGACUGCAAAAUUGUGCCAACACUUGUAAAGGUUGUUCAGCAGGGCCUGAGAGAGCAGCAGAGUGGUUUUGGACACUGCUGCAGCCAUGUGAAGUGCUUCCCUGGGACAUGUUCCUAAUGCUGGUCAAUGGCUAUAUCCGUUCCAAAUCCAUCUGGACUUCUCAUUCCCUCAUAGUGAUGUUUAAUCUUUAAUUUUCUUCCUUAAAUUAACAAGAACGGAUGCAUUUUACUUAAAUGUUCUUCCUAUGCUGACUAUUGUUUUUUUCCUCUUUACACACAAAGGAUCCAAGCCAGCAUCCACUCUAGUGGGCUGGGAUAACUCUCUCACGGAUUUUAAUGAAGUUUUUUUAGGCCUGAAUCAUUCCACUGUCAGGGUCACUUGUGUGUACAAAAUGCAUUCCUUCAGCUCUGUUUUCUGCCCAUUUCUGUGACAUUGUUGCUGCCUUUUCAUGUCGUAUUUAUUUUUUGGAUAUAUCCUUAUUACUGUAGCAGAACCUGUAUUAUGUGAGAUUGAACAGGUUGUUCAAGAUUUGUAACACCUUUCUGAGAAGAGGAUGAAUGUGAAUUUUGUAAAGUGUUUUUGUUUUUUGUUUUUUAACUGAUCAGCCAACCUGUUUCCCAUUGUGUGAGAUUGUCUAGGGAUGUAGAGAUGCUUCAUGCAUUCACAGAUAAGAACUACCCAUCAGUUCACGUACUUGUGCCUUCAGAAAUGAAACAAGAUCUCCCAGUUUUGAAAGGGGUAAGCACUGUGUUCUUGUAAGUUCUGGGAGCCUUUUAAUGUGUAUUUAAUUCUUCGUUCCUUUGAACUGUUGGAAUUGAAAAGCAGGACAGAAAUCCGUAAAGAGGUAAAAAAAAAAAAAAAAAAAAGGAAAAAAAAAGGAAAUUUAGGAAAAAAAGAGAAAGAAAUGAAGAAAAGAAACAUACUUCCUUGUUUUGCAGAAGUAAACAUCGAAAUUAAGUGUAACACUGUGGCUUCUGUACUGUAAGGUUAUGUUUGGGAUGACACGUUUCUUCUGUGUGUGGUUUGUGUUGUGUAUGAGUAAUAUGGAAAACCUAAAGCAGGUGCCUAAUGUUCCUCAAAAGUCACAUGUAAAUGCUAAGUCCCCUGGUCUUCAUUCUGGUAAGAUGCUCAAAGGGAUGGGAGUCUUGCUUGGGUAAUUGCUGGAGCAGGUGGCCCACAAGUCUGUAAAAUCCGAUAUGGAAGAGUCCUGGGGAAUCCAGUAAGAAGUGAUCAGUUCUCUUGAGCAGUGCCACAGAAUUUGCCUGACAUAAAACGUCUGUUAUAAAAGCCAUUAGGGUGGUUAACUUUAAAGAAAAAAAAAAGACAUUAAAUAUUUAAUUCUUUCAUUAAAAAAGAAAAAGGAAAUUCUGUUAAACUGAGUCAUUUGUUUUGAGCCCUCUUAAAUUCUGCAAGACUUUCUCCUAGCAGAAGGCAAAAUCUUAUAUGUAAAGUCAUGAUAGUUUCUUUGAGCAGCUUUCAGAACUGCAGUUGCAAUACCUUUAGUGAAGUCUGUUUCAAAAGGUAAAUUUUAAGCAUUUGUUUGUGCUUCCUCUACCAACCUGAAUGUAAACCUGUGUUAUGUUCUUCACAUUGUCCUGCUUCCCUCCCUGUAGCUCUGAUUGUUCGCUUCCAAGUUGCUGGGGUUCUAAAGACGUUUUCCAAACCAGUAUUAUUUAAAGUUGUAUCAUAUUUUCAGCCUUCACUAAUUAUACAGUACUGUAGUAGCAAAAUAUAAUUUUUAAGGAUUGGACUAUUUUUAUACCUGCAUCCAAUAUUGUUAAAUCUGGCGUUCUAGUCAGUAUUAUAAAAGGAUACAAUAAAACUAUGAAUAUUA
Molecule: messenger RNA, 11247 nt
Organism: Anas platyrhynchos (mallard)
Lineage: Eukaryota; Metazoa; Chordata; Aves; Anseriformes; Anatidae
Gene: HEG1
Product: heart development protein with EGF like domains 1
Biological process (GO): heart development
Molecular function (GO): calcium ion binding
Source: RefSeq, a predicted model, not a curated record